AUGCCCGAGAUAGAUGACUUGAAGCUUGAGCCUGAGAUGUCAGUUACCAAAGAUGUCGACCUGGGACAGAUGCUGGGGAUGGAUGUCACCCCACAGCAGGAGAGAAAGGUGCUGCUAAAGCUAGACUUGAUAUUGAUCCCCUUAAUGGGUAUCUGCUAUAUGAUGCAAUAUAUGGACAAACUGGCUUUGAGUCAAGCAACAUUGUUCAAUCUAAGAGAAGACUUGGACCUACAAGGGACGGAGUACUCCUGGUCCUCAGCGAUCUUCUAUUUCGGAUACUUUGCGUGGAGUUGGCCAAGCUCCUACCUUAUUGUCCGCCUUCCCAUAGCCAAAUAUCUCAGUGCCUCGGUGCUGGUCUGGGGAGGAGUUCUUAUGUGCCAUGCUGCCGCGAAAAACUUCGGCGGUUUAAUGGCCGCCCGGUUCUUUUUGGGAGUCGGUGAGGCUGCCAUUGCUCCAGGAUUUGCUCUGAUCACUGGAAUGUACUAUAAGCGAGAGGAACAGCCUGCAAGACAAGCCGCAUGGUUCUUCGGCAACUGUGUUUCCACCGUCAUCGGUGGUGUUGUUGCUUAUGGCAUUGGGACUAUCAAGGUUAAUGCCAUUGAGAGUUGGCAGCUACUCUUCCUCUUCUUAGGUGCCAUCACUGCCGCCAUAUCGAUCUUCCUCGUUAUACUCCUUCCCGACGCUCCACAGAAAGCGAUAUUCUUAACCAAGACUGAGCGUACGAUCGCUGUGCAGCGGACCCUCAAGAACAAGACCGGUGUAAUGGAGGGCGGAGAUUUCAAAUGGAACCAAGCAUGGCUUGCCGUUCGUGAUCCACAAACGUGGUUUCUUGUCCUGUACACAUUCUCCGUCAACUUGUGCAAUGGAGGUGUCACCAGUUUCUCCUCAAUUAUUAUCAACGGCUUCGGCUUCACACAACUCAAGUCCCUUCUGAUGCAAAUGCCUCUUGGUGGUGCCCAGAUCGUCUUCUUGCUUAUCACCGCCGGCGUCGCCACUGCCAUUCCUAAUACUCGAAUCCUCAUGAUGAUCUUCAACACGACAGUCUCAUUAGUCGGCAUGAUCCUCGUCUGGAAAUUGGAUGAAGAUAACCAAAAGGGCCGGUUGACUGGAUUGGCUCUAGGGGCUGUCUUUGCGGUGAACAUUCCCCUGUCGCUUAGUAUCAUCAGUUCCAACGUGGCCGGGUUCACGAAGCGAAGUACGACGAGUGCCUUGAUGUUUGUGGCCUACUGUGUAGGGAAUAUUGUUGGGCCUCAAUUCUUCCUUUCCUCUGAGGAACCCCAUUAUCCUACCGGUAUGAAGGCUGCCAUUUCUGGUCUCGCCCUAGGGGCGUUUUUCCUGAUUUGCUUGUACGUUUAUUAUAUUUUCGAGAAUAAACGCCGAGACGCGGCGUAUGGUGCUCCCUCCGAGUUAACUGAGGAAGAGGAGCGGAUGCAAGGGCUAUCGAACAAGACGGACCUUGAAAUUGAAAGCUUCCGUUAUGUCAUAUAA
Molecule: messenger RNA, 1488 nt
Organism: Aspergillus oryzae RIB40
Lineage: Eukaryota; Fungi; Ascomycota; Eurotiomycetes; Eurotiales; Aspergillaceae
Exons: 8
Coding region: 1-1488 (495 amino acids)
Biological process (GO): tripeptide transport; transmembrane transport; allantoate transport
Cellular component (GO): plasma membrane
Molecular function (GO): allantoate transmembrane transporter activity; dipeptide transmembrane transporter activity
Source: RefSeq, a predicted model, not a curated record